Pygoscelis adeliae (Adelie penguin) is the source of this 843-nucleotide messenger RNA. It is a transcript of the gene KRT222, whose product is annotated as keratin 222. The transcript is spliced from 6 exons. The record is from RefSeq and is a predicted model, not a curated record. The coding region runs from base 1 to 843 and encodes 280 amino acids. Lineage: Eukaryota; Metazoa; Chordata; Aves; Sphenisciformes; Spheniscidae.
AUGGAACUGUCCCAGCUCCUCAAUGAGAUCAGGGCAAAGUAUGAAACGCUCAUCACCAGAAAUCAGAUAAAGACCAUCAUCUCAGCAAGGACCCAGCUAGAGGAAGCUACAAUUAAAAGAAUGGACAAAGAUGCAGAAGCAUUAAAGGCAGCGAGAGCAGAACUCUGUGAAGCAAGACGGCAGUGGCACCAUAUGCAGAUCGAAAUUGAAUCUCUCCACGCUGUGGAAAAGGGUUUGGAACGUUCAUUGCGUGACACAGAGCAGCAGUACCACAUGCAACUACAAAAUUUAGAAGCUGAGAUUGAAUGCUUAGAGAAAGAGCUACUGGAAGUGAGAAGAGGUAUUGAGAAACAGCUCCAAGAGCAUGAAAUUCUCCUGAACACAAGGAUGAAACUGGAGGAGGAGAUAGCAACAUAUCGCAGUCUGCUUGAGCAAGAAGAGAACAGGUUUCGUUGCUCUAUACCUGACCAGAAGGAUGACAAAAAGCCUACCACUAGCAAGAUUGCCUUUACACUGCCUUCAGAUGGUGUAAAGAAGCACGAAACUGAGAAGGUGGAACUGAUGACAAAACAAGCAAUCCUAGAUGGAAAUAUUAUGAAGGAAAGCGCUGAAGCUCAUGGCACUGUACAGACAGAAAAAGUGGAUGAAGUCAUUAAAGAAUGGGAAGGUUCUUUCUUUAAGGACAACCCUCGCUUAAGGAAAAAAUCAGUUUCAUUGCGCUUUGAUCUCCACCUAGCAGCAACAGAUGAAGGAUGUUUACACACUAAAAAGAAAACUCUUCCUGACAUUGAAGUCAGGCUGGUAAUGAGGAGAUCUUGCAGUAUUCCUUCUAUCAAACCUUAA